This is a messenger RNA of Pimephales promelas (fathead minnow), 997 nucleotides long. The record is from RefSeq and is a predicted model, not a curated record. Lineage: Eukaryota; Metazoa; Chordata; Actinopteri; Cypriniformes; Leuciscidae.
GAUUUUCAUUAGGGUUGGAGUUACCCAGAACUCCAAUUUGAUCUUUAAAAACGCAUUUUCAAAAAGUGCUUUAAACUCUUUUGAUAGCGUUUGUUGUGGGACUCAGAGGGUAUUUUGAUGCAGAAACAGGGUUUUCCUUUGUAGUUUUGUGGACCUCACUGUCCGCCUCUGCCGAUUCACUAAUUCAGUGCAUCUUCCAGCAGAGUUGAUUGUGAGAUCGCAGGUCGAGAGGAUGACAGCUCAAGUGUGCUGCUUGUUUAGUGUGGUUUUAUUGUGUUUGUCUGCUUGUUUGAGUACAACACACGCUGGAGUCUUAGUGUCCGGUCAGUGUCCGGCUACGCUGACUGUCGUGCCGUCCCGUCGAGGAUGCACUUCUGAUCGAGACUGCUCUGGAGGACACAAAUGCUGUCAAUUUCACUGUGGGCGCUCGUGUGUGCCGCCUGUUUUCACAAAGCCAGGAGAAUGUCCAAGCAAAAAGUUUGGUGCAGGAACGUGUGCCAAGUUGUGUUACUAUGACAGUGACUGUCCGAACAAUGAGAAAUGCUGCAGCAAUGGAUGUGGACAUCAGUGCAUGGCUCCAUUUGCAGUGAGGCCUGCAGCCGAACCACCGAAGCCCUCCGACGAACUGCCCGAGCCUUCCGACGAGCUACCGGAGUCUUCCGACGAAAUACCGGAGUCUUCCGACGAGUUACCGGAGCCUUCCGAUGAGCUGCCUGCUGCCGAACCCGGAAGGCCUCCUGUGAAGCCUGCAGCUGAACCCGGAAAGCCUCCAGUGAAGCCUGUAGCCGAACCACCAAGGCCUUCCGACGAGCAGCCCGAGCCUUCGGACGAACUGCCCGAGCCCUCCGAACUACCGGAGCCUUCUGACGAACUGCCCGAGCCCCCUGCAGCCGAACCCGGACGGCCUCCUGUGAAGCCUGCAGCCGAACCCGGACGGCCUCCUGUGAAGCCUGCAGCCGAGUUUUGGGAGAUCACCAACAAAUGCCUGAAACCAUAA